Molecule: messenger RNA, 2468 nt
Organism: Oryza brachyantha (malo sina)
Lineage: Eukaryota; Viridiplantae; Streptophyta; Magnoliopsida; Poales; Poaceae
Product: wall-associated receptor kinase 2-like
Exons: 3
Coding region: 32-2404 (790 amino acids)
Biological process (GO): protein phosphorylation; cell surface receptor signaling pathway
Cellular component (GO): plasma membrane
Molecular function (GO): polysaccharide binding; ATP binding; protein serine/threonine kinase activity
Source: RefSeq, a predicted model, not a curated record
UGCAUUUGGGGAAGACAAUACGGAGUAGUCGAUGGGGUCUCUAUAUAUACACGCGGGAUGGGGUGGAGAAGAAGCAAGUGAAUUAUUGGCGGCCAUGGCAUUCUUAUGGUGGUCAGUGAUUUCUUCUUCCAGCUGCAGCCUGCUGCUUGUGCUGCUGCUGCUUCUUGUGGUCUCCGGCACCGAGAGCGUGAGCGUCAACGACCGGCCGGCUGACUGCCAGGCCAGGUGCGGCGAUGUCGGCAUUCAGUACCCGUUCGGCAUAGGCCCCGAGUGCUCGCGCAGCAAGGGCUUCGAGAUCGCCUGCCUUAACAGCAGCGGCGUGCCCACCCUCGCCGGCACCAACUACUCUCCUCCCAUCCAAGUGAAGAACCUGUCGGUGGCUCCCACCCCGGUGGUGCAGGUGAUGCUGCCGGUGGCCUACAGGUGCUACAACUCCAGUGGCGGAACCACCGACUUGUUCCGUGGGCAGAUAGAAUUGAACAAGGACGGCGUGUACCGCAUCUCCGACAAGCAAAACAUGCUGGUCGUCCUCGGCUGCAACACCUUGGCCUACAACAGCAACGGCGACACCCAAGGCAAAGGCCCCUACAGCGGCCUCUACUACACCGGCUGCGUCUCCUACUGCAACGACUCGCAGAUCGCGCAGGACGGCAUGUGUUCCGGCGUCGGCUGCUGCCACGUCGACAUCUCGCCGGGGCUCACCGACAACGUCGUCACCUUCAACUCCUGGGACCGCAGCUUCCAGGUGGACUUCAGCCCCUGCGACUACUCCUUCCUGGUCGACAAGAAGGAGUAUCAGUUCCGGAGGUCGGACCUCGACAAGGACCUCAACCGGACGAUGCCGGUGUGGCUGGACUGGGCCAUCCGCGAUGGCGACAACGUCUGCCCUCCGCCGGACGUGUUGAAGAAGAAGAAGCCGGCCGGGUACGCGUGCGUGAGUGAGAAGAGCCAGUGCGUGAACUCCACCAACGGGCCCGGGUACUACUGCAGCUGCCUCCCGGGCUACCACGGGAACCCCUACGAAUACGAUGAUGAAAACCACGGCAAAGGAUGCCUCGAUAUAAACGAGUGCGAUCCGUCCAACAAGUAUCCCUGCUACGGUGUUUGCGAGAACAUCAUGGGAGAUUACAAGUGCACGUGCCGUACAGGUUAUCAGCCCAGUGGAGAUGGUCCAAAGAAGCACGAGUGCAGCCCCAACUUCCCUGUUGCAGCACGACUUGCCCUAGGCAUCACUUUGGGAUUUUCCUUCCUGAUUGUUGUUGUUCUUGUCACGCUAAUGAUGCUUCAAAAGAAAAAAAUGAAUGAAUAUUUCAAAAAGAAUGGUGGUUCAGUGCUACAGAAAGUUGAAAAUAUUGUGAUUUUCUCCAAACAUGAGAUAAAAGAAAUCCUAAAGAACAAUUCUGAAGUUCUUGGUGAAGGAGGAUAUGGUAAGGUUUACAAAGGCAGACUUAAAGACAAUACCCCUGUGGCUGUGAAGACUUCAAUUGAGGUAAAUGAAGAUCGAAGGGAAGAUUUCACAAAUGAAGUUAUCAUACAAUCGCAAAUGAUACACAAUAACAUUAUCAAGCUAUUGGGUUGCUGCUUGGAGCUGGAUGUUCCAAUGUUAGUGUAUGAGUUUGCUGCUAAUGGUAGUCUAAAAGAUAUUCUCCAUGGUGAUGCCAAUCGCCUAGUCCCUCUCACACUAGAUCUACGCCUAGACAUUGCAAUUGGAUCUGCAGAAGGCCUAAGAUACAUGCACUCAUCCUUAAGUAAUACAAUACGACAUGGCGAUGUCAAGCCAGCAAACAUACUUCUAACAGACAAGUUCAUCGCCAAGAUCUCAGACUUUGGGACAUCCAAGCUCCUUACUGUAGACAAAGAAUUCACUGGGGUAGUUGCAGGAAGCAUGGGCUACAUAGACCCAGUGUUCUAUUCGACUGGUCACUUAACACAAAAGGGUGAUGUGUAUAGUUUUGGAGUUGUUCUGCUAGAGCUCAUUAGUAGAAGGCCAACAAUAUACGGUAAGAAUUGCAGCCUCAUCAUUGAUUUCCAAAAGGCAUAUGACCAAACAAAUAGUGGGAGGUCAUUGUUCGAUAAGGACAUUGCAACAAUGAAAGAAGAUGUCUUGAUCUUGGAAGAGAUAGGUAGGUUGGCAAUGGAAUGUAUGAAAGGAAAGAUCGAAGAACGACCUGAUAUGAAAGAGGUAGUGGAGCGCCUUGUGAUACUACAAAGAUCUAUGAGGCUAAGACUGGAAAACUUUCACGUGAGUCCUCAACUAUACUUGGAGAAAAACAACAUCGAGGAACUCCAUAAGAGCUUUGGUGAUAGCACAACCAGCAGUGCAGCUAGCCCUUAUGAUGCCUUCCAAUCUAGUAGCAAAGAAUCUCUUAUAACCUGUACAGAGUAUAGCUACAUCUGGUCAUAGGAUCUAAUUUUCGUAUAUAUAUGUGUGUGACCCACAUUUAUGGAUGAAUGCAGUUAUAUUUGAA